Molecule: messenger RNA, 1979 nt
Organism: Sciurus carolinensis (gray squirrel)
Lineage: Eukaryota; Metazoa; Chordata; Mammalia; Rodentia; Sciuridae
Gene: Plppr5
Product: phospholipid phosphatase related 5
Exons: 7
Coding region: 210-1274 (354 amino acids)
Biological process (GO): signal transduction; phospholipid metabolic process; phospholipid dephosphorylation
Molecular function (GO): phosphatidate phosphatase activity
Source: RefSeq, a predicted model, not a curated record
CGUCCGGGGGUAGCCGCCUCCUCUGCAGCCUGCCCGCGCCUCGAAACCCGGACUGCCUCCGCCUCUUCCUCCAGCGGCUCCAUCCCUCCUCCCGCUCCGCGUCCUCCUGCCUCCCCCGCCGCCGCGCCCCCGGUGGCUGACUCGGCGGACCCGGGAGGGGGCCUGCCGCGUCGGCCGCCCGCUCGGCUUGGCUCGGCCCGGAGGCGUGCAUGCCCCUGCUGCCCGCGGCGCUCACCAGCAGCAUGCUCUAUUUCCAGAUGGUGAUCAUGGCAGGGACGGUGAUGCUGGCGUACUACUUCGAAUACACCGACACGUUCACCGUGAACGUGCAGGGCUUCUUCUGCCACGACAGUGCCUACCGCAAGCCCUACCCGGGCCCGGAGGACAGCAGCGCCGUGCCCCCUGUGCUCCUCUACUCUCUGGCCGCCGGGGUCCCCGUGCUCGUGAUAAUAGUUGGAGAAACUGCUGUGUUUUGCCUACAACUAGCCACAAGGGAUUUUGAAAACCAGGAAAAAACAAUUUUAACUGGAGACUGUUGCUAUAUAAAUCCACUGGUGCGCCGAACUGUCCGAUUUCUUGGGAUUUACACCUUUGGAUUAUUUGCUACAGAUAUCUUUGUAAAUGCUGGACAAGUUGUUACAGGAAAUCUGGCUCCACAUUUUCUUUCCCUGUGUAAGCCCAACUACACAGCACUUGGAUGCCAGCAGUACACCCAGUUCAUCAGCGGGGAAGAGGCUUGCACUGGCAACCCAGAUCUCAUCAUGAGAGCAAGGAAAACAUUCCCAUCCAAAGAAGCAGCGCUCAGUGUCUAUGCAGCCAUGUAUCUGACAAUGUACAUUACCAACACAAUCAAAGCCAAAGGCACCAGACUUGCUAAGCCAGUUCUGUGCUUGGGAUUAAUGUGUUUGGCUUUUCUUACUGGACUCAACAGAGUAGCAGAAUAUCGAAAUCAUUGGUCAGAUGUGAUAGCAGGCUUUCUGGUUGGAAUAUCUAUAGCAGUAUUUCUGGUUGUGUGUGUGGUAAAUAAUUUCAAAGGAAGACAACCAGAAAAUGAGCAUAUACACAUGGAUAAUCUGGCCCAGAUGCCAAUGAUCAGCAUUCCUCGAGUAGAAAGUCCUUUGGAAAAGGUACCAUCUGUACAGGUGUCUGAAAAUCAACCUUCUGAGAAUGGUCAAGAAGAAAAUAUACAGGGAAGGUCCUUUAAAGACUGUCUGGCCAGGCUCUUCAGCUGGAUAAUAGGAAACCACAUCACCGCCUUCGCGGAAGUCACAUGAUAUUGAAGCAGAUGGUUUUUCCCUGCAUUGGACAUCAUCCCUUUUUACCAUCCAUUCAUAACACCCAAAGUUUGUUUGAUUACAAUAGAAGUUUAUAAAGUUGUCUAAUAAUUUUUAUAAUUUUAAAAUCAAUGUCAACCUGUUUCCCCCACUAGACUGUGAGCUCCUCGAGGGCAGGACUGUGUCUUUCUUUUCUGUAUCCCCAACAUCUGCAACAAAGCCUAGCAGCACAGAAUAGGUGCUCAAUAAAAAUGAGAUGAUCAGAUGAAGAAAUUAAUUCUUAAAUAAAAUGUUCACUUUAGUUUCUCAAAGAAUCUCUGCGACUAUGUGAAAAGAAACCUCUACAUGAGUCAUAUUUGUAUAAGAAAACCCUCUAUUUUGGGCUAAUUAAGCUUUUUAAUUUUUCAUAUAUCUAUUCAGCAGUAUACCAUAUUUAAUUUGAAGUGGACUUUGAAAGUCAUGGGGGUUUUUAUUUUAUUAUUCAGCAUGACAUUAUUUCCAUUCUAACAGAUUUCAGUGUGUGAAAUUACUUUUAGAAAAUAUGUCCUAUACUAAAAUAAUGUUUGCACAUUAUAUUAUGCUAUAUUUCACUUAAAAUACCAUACAUGCAUACAUUCUAAGACUGGUGCUUCUGCUUUUGAAGGGGAAAAUGCCAAUUUUUACUGUAAUAAGUAAUGUAUCAUAAUUAAAAAUUAUUUAUUUGGA